This is a messenger RNA of Plasmopara halstedii, 192 nucleotides long. RefSeq lists its product as uncharacterized. The coding region runs from base 1 to 192 and encodes 63 amino acids. The transcript has 2 exons. The record is from RefSeq and is a predicted model, not a curated record. NCBI's taxonomy places the organism in Eukaryota, Oomycota, Peronosporomycetes, Peronosporales, Peronosporaceae.
AUGGCCCUAGAUCCUAUUUUGGAGGCAGUAAACAUUACCAGCUUCAAAAAGGUUUCACGAUCAGAACAAGCCGUGGGUAUCAUACACAAAGCAAUGGAGAAUGUUAAGUCCCACGAGGUCAGACGGAAGACAGGAUGUAGAAUUGCUACGAUCGCGCCAGAUGAGAUGGACAUCAGCCUUGUUGGGAAAUAA